Closterium sp. Yama58-4 is the source of this 2901-nucleotide messenger RNA. The record is from the annotation of a GenBank genome assembly. Lineage: Eukaryota; Viridiplantae; Streptophyta; Zygnematophyceae; Desmidiales; Closteriaceae.
AUGGCACCGAUUCCAACCGAUGCAAACGCGAUUCUUACCCUUCCCGCCUUCGCAGGACCGUCAGGCGGCGCGGCGAGCAGCAAGGAGAUGGAGCGCCGCGUGGCGGCUUAUCUGGCGGCGGAGCAGCAGCGGGACGGCCAGCUGGCACUGCUUACAAAUCGGGGGACGGCGAAUGGGUUCUUGCCACACGUCUCAAAGGCUCCUCCUUCCUGCACUUCCCUCUCUUUUCUCUUUUCUUCUUCUUUUCUCCCCCUCGCCUUCUUUCUCCCCCCUCGCCUUCUUUUCUCCCCCUCGCCUUCUUUUCUCCCCCCUCGCCUUCUUUUCUCCCCCCUCGCCUUCUUUUCUCCCCCCUCGCCUUCUUUUCUCCCCCCUCGCCUUCUUUUCUCCCCCCUCGCCUUCUUUUCUCCCCCCUCGCCUUCUUUUCUCCCCCCUCGCCUUCUUUUCUCCCCCCUCGCCUUCUUUUCUCCCCCUCGCCUUCUUUUCUCCCCCCUCGCCUUCUUUUCUCCCCCCUCGCCUUCUUUUCUCCCCCCUCGCCUUCUUUUCUCCCCCCUCGCCUUCUUUUCUCCCCCCUCGCCUUCUUUUCUCCCCCCUCGCCUUCUUUUCUCCCCCCUCGCCUUCUUUUCUCCCCCCUCGCCUUCUUUUCUCCCCCCUCGCCUUCUUUUCUCCCCCCUCGCCUUCUUUUCUCCCCCCUCGCCUUCUUUUCUCCCCCCUCGCCUUUUUCUCCCCCCUCGCCUUCUUUUCUCCCCCUCGCCUUCUUUUCUCCCCCCUCGCCUUCUUUUCUCCCCCCUCGCCUUCUUUUCUCCCCCCUCGCCUUCUUUUCUCCCCCCUCGCCUUCUUUUCUCCCCCCUCGCCUUCUUUUCUCCCCCCUCGCCUUCUUUUCUCCCCCCUCGCCUUCUUUUCUCCCCCCUCGCCUUCUUUUCUCCCCCCUCGCCUUCUUUUCUCCCCCCUCGCCUUCUUUUCUCCCCCCUCGCCUUCUUUUCUCCCCCCUCGCCUUCUUUCCUCCCCCCUCGCCUUCUUUUCUCCCCCCUCGCCUUCUUCUUUUCUCCCCCCUCGCCUUCUUUUCUCCCCCCUCGCCUUCUUUUCUCCCCCCUCGCCUUCUUUUCUCCCCCCUCGCCUUCUUUUCUCCCCCCUCGCCUUCUUUUCUCCCCCCUCGCCUUCUUUUCUCCCCCCUCGCCUUCUUUUCUCCCCCCUCGCCUUCUUUUCUCCCCCCUCGCCUUCUUUUCUCCCCCCUCGCCUUCUUUUCUCCCCCCUCGCCUUCUUUUCUCCCCCCUCGCCUUCUUUUCUCCCCCCUCGCCUUCUUUUCUCCCCCCUCGCCUUCUUUUCUCCCCCCUCGCCUUCUUUUCUCCCCCCUCGCCUUCUUUUCUCCCCCCUCGCCUUCUUUUCUCCCCCCUCGCCUUCUUUCCUCCCCCCUCGCCUUCUUUUCUCCCCCCUCGCCUUCUUUUCUCCCCCCUCGCCUUCUUUUCUCCCCCCUCGCCUUCUUUUCUCCCCCCUCGCCUUCUUUUCUCCCCCCUCGCCUUCUUUUCUCCCCCCUCGCCUUCUUUCCUCCCCCCUCGCCUUCUUUUCUCCCCCCUCGCCUUCUUUCCUCCCCCCUCGCCUUCGUUACUUAUCCCCUGCCCCUACUCAUUUCCCUUCGCCUCACGAUCCCCCCCACUGUUCCCCUCCCCUUGGCGGCAGUCCUUUGCGGGACCCGCCUCCGUGCUGUGCGCCGUCAUGGACGGCCAUGGCCGCUUCGGCCACACAGUAUCAGCUCGCGUGAGGGACUCCUACCCCUCGCUGCUCUCUCAACGCCUCUUCCCACACGCCUAUGGUGCUGACGCCACGUCACCUUCUGAUGCUGACAACGCAUCGCAAUGUGAUGAUGGUGCGUCAGUGGGGGGCGCUGCACACGUGGCGGAGCGGCAGUGGAGGGAGGCCGUAUGCGGCGCGUUUGAGGCCGUUGAUCGCGAGGUGAAGCUGCAUCCGGCCGUUGAUCCGCUCAUCAGUGGCAGCACGGCGGUGGUGGCGAUGGUUCAACACGAUCAGCUCUUCCUCACUAACCUCGGGGAUUCGCGCGCCGUGCUCGCUAGACGAGCACACUCUCCUGCUUCCUGCGACGCCACGUCAGCUGCUGAUGUGGCUCCCUGUCAUUCUGCCACGUCAGCCACGGCCGGACCCACAGCAACCGGUCCAACCCACCACCACCACCACCAAUCAGAUCAAUCCAGCUGUCACGCUCCUGUCACCUGUCAGGCUCUCGAGGCCGUCGCCCUGACUACCGACCACAAGUGCUCCGAUCCGGCGGAGGCCGCCCGGAUCCGAAAAGCGGGUGGCAGAGUGGAGGCGCUAGAGGACGAGAAACACGUCCAGAGGAUUUGGCUGCCCAAUGAGAUGGCGCCAGGGCUCGUCACGUCCCGGGCAGUGGGCGAUUUCCUGUUGAAGGGAUUUGGAGUGACCUGCCAGCCUGAUGUUACCGUGUUACCAGUGGAGGAAGGGGACGAAUUCGUCAUUCUGGCGACCGACGGGGUGUGGGACGUGCUCUCUCACGAGGAGGCUGUCUCUAUCGUUGCCACGUCACCAUCCCCUGCCACGUCAGCGGAACGCCUGGUGACGUCAGCGCAGGAGACCUGGGCGGCCAAGUAUCCCAAGGCGCGGCGAGAUGACUGCACCGCUGUGGUGCUCUUCCUCCGUACCUCCCUGCCGAACCUGAUCCCAGACCUGCCGUGCCCUGGUCCGGGAGAAGCUGGCUCGGGCGAAUCUGUCGGAGCAGGAGAGGUUGGGCAGUGCGUGGCAAUGGAGACUGCUCCAACUGCGCUUGAUUGGCAGGACGAGCAGGUUUUGGCGAAAAGAAUGUUGAGGAGAUACCAGGGGGGUGAAGAGGAUGGGAAGGAGCAGCUGAAGCAGGGCGUAAGGAUAGGUGAAUGA